This is a messenger RNA of Dendroctonus ponderosae (mountain pine beetle), 822 nucleotides long. It is a transcript of the gene mRpS24, whose product is annotated as 28S ribosomal protein S24, mitochondrial. The record is from RefSeq and is a predicted model, not a curated record. The coding region runs from base 276 to 773 and encodes 165 amino acids. The transcript is spliced from 3 exons. Gene Ontology annotation, cellular component: mitochondrion. Gene Ontology annotation, biological process: translation. NCBI's taxonomy places the organism in Eukaryota, Metazoa, Arthropoda, Insecta, Coleoptera, Curculionidae.
AGGGUCGAUGACAAUUUCUGUAGCAAUUUCCAGCUUUUUUUUAAUUACUUAAAUUUUUCAUAUUUAAGACGACAUUUGUAUUAUCGAAAAUUCCUUACUUUAGGUUUCUAUCCAAUCAAUCUAUAGAUUUAAAAAUUUGGUUUCAGAAAUUAAUAUUUGCAUUUUAACGAACUUCCGAGGGAGAGUAAAAUAGCCACUAAAAUCAGCUGUCAUCAAAAUCAAAAACAUAACCUAUAUUAAAAAUAUAUAUAAAAAGUUCCAAAACCUAUGAAAUAAUGAAUUUAUCAUCAAUUAAAAACGUAAGCAACAUUUUAAAGCUACAAACCCUUGUUUCCCGGUGUAUCCACACCACCGCAGUUCGUGACAAAAAUCAAGCUGGAAGAUACAGAAUUACUCCGAGGAAAAAUUUUCCUCUUACAUAUGAGAUGGCCAACCCUCCUCAUGAAAUAGCCCACAAGAAAUCUUGGAAUUCAUGGAAUACGUCCAAUCUGCUGGGAGGACAGAGGCAAUCAGAAACAGCUGUGGAGGACCAAUUCAUACGAAAAUUUAUGCAUGGUACUUGGCAUGCCUUAUUUCUAAGUGAAGUGAUUAUUAAAAGACAACAUAAUUUGAUAAGAAUCGCUGGAAUUAUACACAGAGGUAUAAUGCCUAGAAAAAUGUAUUUUCUCAUAGGAUAUACUGAAGAGUUUCUCAGCUUUUGGCUUCAGUGUCCCAUAAAACUGGAAUUGCAAACAACAGCCAAUAGAAAAGAUGUAAUAUUUAAAUAUAUUUAGAGUACUCGUAAGCACUAUGAUAUCAAUAAACUGUUGUGUUUUAAAAGAA